This is a messenger RNA of Salmo salar (Atlantic salmon), 2445 nucleotides long. Lineage: Eukaryota; Metazoa; Chordata; Actinopteri; Salmoniformes; Salmonidae. The record is from RefSeq and is a predicted model, not a curated record.
UUGAAGUCAAGCCUACUGCCUUUUUGGCAAUCUGGACCCUAUUGAGUAUUGUUGCAAUCUUUGCAAUAAUGUUUGUCUACUAAACAAUUACUUUUAAAAUGCUUUGACCACAGAUGAGAAUGGAGGCAGUUUGCAUAGUGCUUCUCCUCAUUACCCUGACCAAAACAUGUUGUGCAAUAGAUGUCACUGAAUUUGCCCCUGCAGCUGGUUGUAAAAGCUUUUCAAAACACAUUAUGGCCUUGUUUUUGAAGAUAAAUAUUGGCUCAUAUGUGCUCAUCUGUUUUGCAUUAAAAUAAUAGAUUACUGCCACUCAUUGUGGUUGGCUCUUUUAAACAAAGUAGAAUACAAUUUAUUUAUCCAUCCAAUAUAUCAGGGUGGAAACAACGACAGUAUAUUCAGGCCAUUUUACAUUAUCAACAGUGGACUGUAAAGUAUAGAGAUUUCAUGGUUGCUAUAGACAAAGAGAAAACAAAGUGGUUUGCAGAUGGCUCAAAUGUACUGCUUGCUUAUCAUUAAACAAUGCUAAUUAUGUUCAUGCCAGACACAGGUGGAAUUGUCUAUCAAGACAGUCAACCCAGGAAACACUAUAUAUAGGCCUAAAGUCCCACCAUUCUCUACUCAUAAUAGAGGUGAUAUUUCACAGGAAGGGUUUAAAAUGGAGCCAAUCCAGUGGCUGUGUGAGCAGCAUCCAUUUCUGAUGUACCAAUGUUUUUCCAUUCCCUUUGCUUUUCUAUUCUACGUCUUGGCUAAACAGGGAUGUCUCUCUUUGACAUACAGGUCUGUAUUAUAUAUUUUAUACUUCUAUUGUAGUAUUAAGUUGAAGAUCAGGACUAUUUAAAAAAAUAUAUAUAAUAAUUUUCAACUAAGGUCAGACCAAUUAUAAUUUACUUUUAGUAUACACACACACUUGUUCAUACAAAUUGUUUAUCCACUGGUUAAUCCACACUUGCUAAUUCCAAAUGGAGGUUUCAACAAAGGAUUUCAAUCAAACUUCUUAUUUUGGUUGAGCGGUAGGAGGUAUAACACUGGUCUUGACAGGUACCUCUUCUUGGCAUCCGGAGGCUGUAUACUAGCAGUUGUCACCAUGGGUGUAUACAGCUUGCUUCUGCUCGUCUCCACUGUGAUCUUUGUGCUGCUGGUGUGUUCACUGAGCCCAGAGCGUGUCCAUCCAUGGGUCUUUGGACUGCAGAUGGGUUGGCAAACAUUCUGGCACCUGCUCAUACAGUACAGAGAAUACUACCUCAAUGAGCCCACUGAUUCCAGGCUUCUCCUAUCAGUGUCCUCCUUGAUGCUACUCACCCAGAGAGUCACCUCCGUGUCAAUGGACCUACAGGACGGGGGCAGGGUGACAUUAAUGAUCCAAUGCCGGGUCUUUCUCCCACUCAUCAGCUAUGCACUAAACUUCACUGCCUUGCUCGGCGGACCCCUGUCCUCGUUUGACCAAUUUGUAUAUUUUGUAGAGCAGAUAACCAUCAGCCCUCCUCCCCAGCCUCUGUCCGUUAUAUCCUACAAGGGCUUUCAGGUGUUAUCUCUGGAGUGGGCUAGGAACUCUCUCACUCGUCUCCUCAGAGACAAUGCCUCCAGUUUGUCCGUCUCCAACAACGUCCUCACCGAUGUCUUGUGGAUAUGGGGCCUUGCUGUGGUGUUGAGGAUCAGAUACUACUCCCACUGGAAGAUCAGUGAGUGUCUGAAUAAUGCUGCUGGGCUUGGGUUCAGAGGGAUGGUCAAGGAGGACAGCCCAAACUGGAGCGGCCUGUCUGACGGUGAUCUUUGGACCACAGAGAUGUCCUGCCAGGUGUCCGAAUUUGCCCGUCGGUGGAAUGGUACGACAGCUACAUGGCUACGUAGGCUGGUUUUCCAAAGAUGCAAAACCGCUCCGCUGGUAAUGACAUUUGGGUUUUCAAUCUGGUGGCAUGGCAUACAUCUGGGUCAGUUUGUAGGUUUUCUUGUCUGGGCUGCAGCUGUGAGAGCAGACUACCAGAUACACAAGUACUUGAAACCAAAGCUCACGUCUACUAGGAGGAGAUUGGUGCGCACCUGUCUGUGUUGGUUAAACACUCAAAUGGUCAUGGCGUGUGUUGUUAUUGCAAUCGAGCUUCGAAGCACUUCCUCUUUGAGAAUAUUGGGUCUGACAUACACUGGCGUUUUUCCUCUUCUUAAUGUUCUAUUUAUCUUCAUUGUAUGAUAAGAUCAAGAGUAAUAUCAUCUGGGUUUUUAAAUGUUGCUGUAAAAUCAAUUAGUUGGCGUUAUUCAUAGUCAUUGACACAAAGCACACUUCUAUUCUUGCUUGUUUUGGAGGACUGAAGGGGGAGCUAUCGUGUUCUGGUAGAGUGCAACCAUCUGAUUAUUUUGGACCAAUUGUUAUCUUAUUUACAGAACAGUAUACCUUGUUGAAUGCAUCUACCAGCUGAGGGUCAGUGUAGAUUUGUAGAAACUUAAUGAUUU